Molecule: messenger RNA, 2539 nt
Organism: Cynara cardunculus var. scolymus (artichoke)
Lineage: Eukaryota; Viridiplantae; Streptophyta; Magnoliopsida; Asterales; Asteraceae
Product: probable receptor-like protein kinase At2g23200
Exons: 1
Coding region: 1-2394 (797 amino acids)
Biological process (GO): protein autophosphorylation
Cellular component (GO): plasmodesma; plasma membrane
Molecular function (GO): transmembrane receptor protein tyrosine kinase activity; ATP binding
Source: RefSeq, a predicted model, not a curated record
AUGGAAUCCGCCAUUUCUUUCUCUCUCAUCAUCCUUCUCUCUUCUCUCUCACUGGUUUCCUCGCAGUACGUCUUACCGGACCACCACUUCAUCAACUGUGGAUCAAACUCUGAAAUCGAUUUCACCGGCAAGAAUUUCGUCGGAGAUUUCAACCCCUCAACUUUCUCAGUCUCCGGCGGCAGCGCCGUCGCAGAAAACAACAACCCGCCAUCCAAUACGCCGCCAAUCUACCGAACAGCAAGAGUUUUCACUCAGAAAUCAUGGUACGAACUCCAAGCAGACGAAAUCAAUACUUUCGUGAUGGUACGUCUCCAUUUUUUCCCAAUCUCUUCUCAAUAUUUCGAUUCGAAAUUCGAAGUUUCGGUUUCUGGGUUCAAUCUGCUAUCCGAUUUUAACGUCGGAAAUGCGACUGUAAUUCGAGAGUUUAUAAUCCCGAUUGGAUCGGGACGAAGAUUCAGAAUCGAGUUCACACCCUCCGCCGGCUCAUCUUCUGCAUUUGUAAACGCCAUUGAAGCUUUCACCACGCCACCUGACUUGUUCACCUCCGGCGGCGUCGCCUUACCUCAUAUUUCACCCGCCGGAAAAAAUGGCGAUAUUGAGAACAUAACGUCUUAUGCUUUCCACCCAAUUCAUCGAAUUAACGUUGGAGGAGAUAUGAUUGACGUAACCAAUGACACCUUAAGAAGAAAUUGGGUACCUGAUGAUCCCUUCAUCUUCAAGAUCGAAGCUGCAAAAAACAGCACCCGUUUUGAUGGCCGGAUUAAUUUUCAGCAAGGCGGAGCAUCCUCUUUUGAUGCUCCUGAUGAUGUUUACAAAACCGCCAAAGAAUUGAACAACAGUUUGGUCAAUAUAACAUGGAAUUUUGGAGUUAAUCGAAACGCCAUGUAUCUGGUUCGAGCUCAUUUCUGCGAUAUUAUAAGUAUCGGCCACGUUAAUCCUUCCGACACCUUCAAUUUCUUCAUUUACAACCACCACAAGACGGUGAUUUCACCGGGAACCACAAUGCCGUGGUUGCAUGCUCCGUUUUAUGUUGAAACGGUGGUGGAUUCCGGCGAUUCACGGUUUGUGAAUAUCAGUAUCGGUGCGAUUCGUGGCAACUAUGAUCAGCCGGCGUUCUUGAACGGGAUCGAGAUCAUGGAGUUAUUGAUGAAUUCGGGUGCAGUUGAUCAACCGAGCACGAGGAAGACGAAGACCGUGUACAUUGUGGUCGGAUGUGUCGUUGGGGCUGUGGCUAUUGUGUUGAUUCUAUUAGUAGGAGUCCUCAUUGGGUUGAAGUUACGAAAAGUAAAAACCGACAUUAUCGAUCCGUUGCCAAUUUCCGAUUUGAACCUAAGGAUCCCAUUUGCCGAUAUAUUGCUUGCCACGAAUAAUUUCGACGAGAAUUUGAGGAUCGGCAAAGGAGGUUUUGGGACGGUUUAUAAAGGAACUCUUCCUAACGGUGAAAUAGUUGCGGUGAAAAGAGGUCAAACGGGACACGGACAGGGUCGACUGGAGUUUGUGACGGAGAUCACGGUGUUUGCAAAGAUACAACACCUACAUUUAGUUUCCUUGAUCGGGUAUUGCGACGAGAAGUCUGAGAUGAUACUAGUGUACGAGUUCAUGGAGAGGGGUACUCUUCAAGAUCAUUUGUAUAACACUAACGAAGAUCAGCCGAAGCUCUCAUGGAAUAAAAGACUCGAGGUCUGUAUCGGUGCCGCUCAAGGUUUGCAUUACCUUCACACGGGUUUGGUAGGGGGAAUAAUUCAUCGCGAUGUCAAGUCAACAAACAUCUUGCUCGACAAACAAUAUGUUGCCAAAGUAGCCGAUUUCGGGAUAUCCCGAUUAGGUAACAAGGAUCAAACCGAUUUUUCCGAAAUCAAAGGAAGUUUCGGGUAUCUGGAUCCCGAAUAUUUUAAAUGCGGGAAACUGACUCAAAAAUCCGAUGUUUACUCCUUCGGAGUCGUUCUACUUGAAGUACUUUGUGCAAGACUGGCUCUUGAUCACAAGCUUCCCCAAAAUGAAAUGAAUUUGGUUGAAUGGGCGAUUAAGCAGAUAAACGACGGGAAUGUCGAGAAAAUAACCGAUCCGUUUCUUGCUGGUACGAUAAAUCCGACUUCGUUAACGAAAUUUUUGGCAACAGUCAGGAGGUGCUUGGAGGACACAGGAGACGAGAGACCCAAUAUGGUCGAUGUGUUAUACGACUUACAAUACACGUUGAAACUUGAAGAGAUGGAGACCGAUGGAGAGACAUUCGUAGAUAGCUUUACCGACCCUUCGUUGCAGUUUCCGAUGUCGAUGAUUCUUAGAUUGCCUUCUCAUGUUGUCGACGAUUCCAAUGUGAAAGAUGACUCAAUAUUAAGCUAUCCGAGUGAAAGUCAGGGGUUUUCCGAAUUGAAGAUCAAUGAAACUCGAUAGUUUAUUGUAAUCGUGGUGCAUUCCACAAGGGUCAAGGUUCAUACUCGAUGUACAAUUUAUUUUGCUUGAGACCUUACUAAUAAUAUGUAUAUGUGUUUUACUUUGAACCAGUCGAACGGUGUUUAUAAGUGAAGUAAAAUCGAUU